Molecule: messenger RNA, 990 nt
Organism: Epithele typhae
Lineage: Eukaryota; Fungi; Basidiomycota; Agaricomycetes; Polyporales; Epitheliaceae
Product: WD40 repeat-like protein
Exons: 8
Coding region: 1-990 (329 amino acids)
Biological process (GO): mitotic spindle assembly checkpoint signaling
Cellular component (GO): mitotic checkpoint complex; bub1-bub3 complex; kinetochore
Molecular function (GO): ubiquitin binding
Source: RefSeq, a predicted model, not a curated record
AUGGCUGAUCAAGAACUCGUCUCUCCGCCCUUCGAUAGCGUGUCGGCCGUCCGCUUUUCUCCACACGACCCCUCACAUCUUCUUGUAUCGUCUUGGGACACGACAGUCCGGUUCUACGAUGUCACGAAAAACGAACAACGCGCAAAGUUCGACCACCGCGCGGCCGUGCUGACCACAUGCUGGUCGGACGCGAACCAUGGUUUCAGUGGAGGGCUGGAUACUUCGGUGCGAGAACUCGACCUUGAAACGGAAAGGGUGAGCCAUCUUGGCCAGCACUCAGACGCGAUCUCGAGCAUGAACUGGGCCCGCGAACAAAAUGCGCUCGUGACAGGCUCCUGGGACCGCACGAUCCGCUUCUGGGACCCGCGCGCAGCAAACCAGGAGCAAGCGACGCACAAGCUCCCUGAAAGGAUUUACCACACCGACUUGGUGAGCAACAUACUCGUCGUCGCGAUGGCGAGCCGCCUGUUCCACAUCUACGACGUGCGCAAGAUGGACGCGCCGGCACAGACGCGGGAGAGCAGUCUGAAAUUCAUGACACGCGCGCUCGCGUGCAUGGCGGACGGCCAAGGGUACGCGACGGGUUCGGUGGAGGGGCGUAUCGCGGUGGAGUACUUCGACCCGAGCGCCGCGGCGCAGGAGAAGAAGUACGCGUUCAAGUGCCACCGGCAGACGAUUGACGACGUCGACCAUGUGUGGCCCGUGAACUCGCUCGCCUUCAACCCCAAGUUCAACACGUUCGCAUCCGCCGGGUCGGACGGGACGGUGUCGAUCUGGGACCACAAGUCGAAGAAGCGACUGCGGCAGUACCCGAAGUACAACGCACCGGUCCCGUCGGUCGCGUUCAACUGCGACGGCACGAAGCUCGCGGUCGGGGUCAGCUACACGUGGGAGGAGGGCGAGGAGGGCGCGAAGACGGCGGGACGGCCGGCUGUGUGGAUCAAGACGGUCGGGGAUGAGGUCAAGCCCAAGGGAUGGACGGGGAGCUAG